Myzus persicae (green peach aphid) is the source of this 3443-nucleotide messenger RNA. RefSeq names its product MATH and LRR domain-containing protein PFE0570w-like. The transcript is spliced from 14 exons. The record is from RefSeq and is a predicted model, not a curated record. Lineage: Eukaryota; Metazoa; Arthropoda; Insecta; Hemiptera; Aphididae. Gene Ontology annotation, molecular function: histone binding.
GUGGCGAUGUCCAAACAUUUGAGGACCCUUCCUCAAUAUCCUGGUUAGGACGGUUCCAGUCCAGGUUUUCAGUAUACCUUAUUCCGUGAAUUAUAUUGAUUAAUUAUUCUGUGGUAUUAUUAGAUUCCGUAUCAUGGAGAAAAAUGUUGAGAUAAACUUUUUUCCAUUUUUUUUAUCUCUUACAUAGUUCUGUUUUUGCCGUUAUGAUAAAGGCUAAACGUUCAGUCCAUAUUCCAUAUUAUUAUGGCAUUAUAUUAUAUUAUUAUUCAAUGCUGCUAAGUAUUUACUGAUUAUUGCCAUCGUACAUUUUGCUCAACAGUUUGUCGGCCUGAGGUGGUGACUGGUGGCCGUCGAAGCCUGAGAUCAACCUUUGUUGGUACUCAACAUUAUUCGGGUUUCGAAGUUUAUAACAACGUUAAAUGCAAAUAUUAUGCAAUUGCAAAUUAUAACAGUAUAAAUUCGUCCGAUGUGAGGAGCACUUGUGUAGUGGGCAACGGGAUUGAUGAAUCCGCGAGUUGUACGGGCUACGGAGGACCAUUUAAAGAAAUACGUUACUAUUCAAUUCUGAUUUAUCGAUUUUUUUAUGUAUGAUAUACAUAAUCAUAAGCCCUUUUACUCUCCGUUUUCAAUUUGAUACGAAAUCUGCUUGUCAGUUAUUGUAGAACAUAACGUUGCUUUCGGCUGUGCUACAAUGUCAGAAAUUGAAAUCUCAUCCGGAUUGGAAGACAGUGAACCAGACAUUUCUUAUAACAUGGAUUUAUUUCAACAGUUGAUAAAUUUAUGUCGAAACAAUAAGCAGUUUCCACAGUCAUAUGUUGAAGAUAUGAACAAAAUGUACAAAAAAUGCAAUAAUAAGCAAAAGAAUUCAAAACUUUUAUGCAAUUUAGUACUUAAAGGAAUAGAGUUCAUUUCUCCUAAGAAUAAAAAUUCUUUUCAGUAUGCUGCCAAUGUUUAUAAUGAAUUAUUGCAACUAUCCCAAAAAGACUCAAUUAAUUUGCAGACCAAAAAUUGUGUUGCUAGUACUUCAAAUGGUAAUGCAAUUAUAACUACUGAAUUAGAGAAUGAUAGAAGUGACAAUGAAAUUAGUGAAAGCGAUAAAAUAUUCAAAGAAUUAAUUGAAAAAUGUUAUGAAAACACAAAUUUUUCAAAAUCAAAUAUUGAUGUUAUUGAUAAUUUGUAUAAAUCUCUGCCUUCUGAAUUUCUUGAUUCUAAGUAUUUUAUUUUGUUGUUAAAAGAAGCAAAUCAAGUGAUCUGGCCUGAUAGUGGUAUCUGUUUAUUUACACACAUGGAACAUAUAUAUGAUCAACUACAGCAAUUUAAAACUUCAAUGAAGGUUCAAGAUAAUAGAACAUCUGUUGAGAGUAAAGAAAUUAAUGAAAAGUCAUUAAAACGUCUCAAAAAACUAAAAACUGCAAUGAAGAGUAUCAGAAAAAAAAUUAAAAAUCUUGAUGAAAAAGAAAUGGAUAUAAAUAAUGAUGAUGAAUUUAAUUCUGACUCUGCAUAUGUAUUAAAGGAUAAAUAUGAAAAAAGGAUUGUUGAAAUAUACAAACGAAUGUGUAAGCUACAAGAUGAGCCAGACUUUUUAGAAGAACCUGUACUGCGUUUUAAAGAAACAAAUGACAGAUUGGUUAAUAAAACCAUUGAAAAAUAUUAUAAUCUUAACAAAACAUUUCCAGAUUAUUUUGAAAUAUAUACAUUAUUAAAAUGCUUACGAGAAAAAAAACAACUAAAAUGGACUGAAACUGAAUUAAAAAAUAUUUCUCAUGAUGCUUUUCUUAAGCUUGGGAAACAAUUAAAGCUUCGGAGACUGAAUGAAUAUUUUGGUCGUUUGGCAAAUAUAAAUACAAUGAAGGAUCCAGCUGAAGAAGAUGGAGAACUCAAAAAGAAACUCGAUGAAAGUAACAAAAAGUUACAUUCAGAUUUGAAUGCGUUGACACAAAAGUUUAAAAAUAAACAAGAUUAUGCAGAGGAAACAGAAGGGUCUAACCUUAAUGAUACAGAGUGUGAAAACAGUUCAGAAAGUGAUUAUUCCGAUAAUAAAAAAUUUAAUAAAGAGUUGAAACCCAUAAAACCCAUAUUAGUUAAACGGAAAAGAUUAUCAUCGUCAGGGUCAGAAAAUUCUAAACCACCAAAAAAGAGUCAGAAAACUAUUUACAUGGAGUCAUUUGAUUUAGCACCAAGUGGUGUUACUUUAGAAACAAUACAAAAUGAGGAAAAUGAAGAUACAACUGUUAUUACAGGAAAAGUACCUGGCCAAAUAACAAUUGUGGACAAUGUUAAAGGUAUGCUAAAUAAUAGCAAUAGUAUUGAUGAAGUAAACGAUGAUGCCAAAAUUUCAAAAAAUUCUAAUGUUAUUAUGUCAAAUGGGGAAACAUGUUUUGUUGACAAAAAGCCUUCCAAUAAAAUAACUGUAAAAGAUGUUGAUGAGACGACAAGUAAAAAAAACAAAACGUACACCAAAGAGGUUGCUGAAAAAGUAACCAAGUGUAUUAACAACACUGAUUAAACCUUAGGAAAUAAUAAUUUAGUCACUAAAGGAUCUCUUGAUAAUAAUGAUACAGAUACAAUCCUUGUGAUUGAUGAAGAUAUUAAAAAUACUAGAGUUGAAGAUAAAACUAAUGAAACAGUUACCAAAGAACCACAGGAAUAUAAAAUUAGAGAAGUAGAGAGUGAAGUAAAUGCUAUGAAUCAUAGUACUAUACCUAUUUAUAGUGAUGAUGAUGAUCCAAUUAUCACUGAGCCUGAAGUAAUAAUACAUGAAGAUAAAGAUUCGAGUAAAGAUGUAAUUGAGAUUAAUGAACUUGAUGAUUCAGAUGUUGAAAUAACUUCUUGUGAAACAUCCAUAGUUCCAGUUCAAAAUAAAAAAUCUCUAGAAACUAUUAUAAAAGCUAUGAAUUUUGAAAAGAAGUACAAUUGGAAUAAAGAAUCGAAGGGUUCUAAUCCUAUGCUCCCUUGUCCUUUACAUCAAAAUUCAAGUAAUUUGAACCAGAAUUCAAACAAUAAUUUUGUCAAUCGUUGGGUUAUGAACAAUACGCAGCCUCCUAAACAAAAAAGCACAAGCAAUAUUCCUAAUUUCAGACAUAAUAAUAGACAUAGACCCACGACUUGUCAGGGAACGCAAUCAACUUCUUUUCAAAGGAGUAUGCAAACUGCAAGACAGUUCACUCAACGUAUUUCAAAUACAGUUCAACAACAAAGAACUUUCAAUAAUCAAUCAGUAUUACAAGAACAAGUAACCACCAUGACUACAACAACUACAGUACGACAAAUAGUCCAAAAAAAUCAAGUCCGCCAUCCCGGUAAUCCUGUAACUAAUGGUGGUAAGAAACCUGAACUUAUAGAACUGGAUUAGUAUUUAAUAUUGUAAAUAUAAUCUAAUAUAAACAUAUUUUAGCAUAUUUUAUCAUAAUAUUGUUUUUAUAUUAUUUUCAUUUGUUAGAUAU